UUCCUCCCUUCUCUGUAUUUCUGUUUUGACUUUUUUCACUCUCCACUUCUCUAGUAUUCGAACUGCCACGCCUUACCGAGUGAGCCGUUCUGUGACCUGAAAUGGUUGUUCUCAAUUUAGGGUUUCCGUACACUCACCCUUUGUUCUUCCUCUCGACCCCUCUUUCUCGCUCCACACGUCAACAGCAAAAUUCAUGGAGAUUGAUUUCUUCCGGAGGAGACAUAUCAGGGCUGCGAACUAAAUUUUCAAGGAACGGUGAAGAAGAGGAGACAACGCAGAGUUUGAAUGUAGAGAGAGAAAAAGCACUAGAGGCUCUGCAACAGCUCGAUAACCAGAUUCAGAGCUCAUUACAAAGAGAAACCAGAAGAAAAAGGAGCACAGCAUAUAUAGAUUCUGACCGUAAGAGGAUUUUGAGAGAAGCUGGUUUCGGAACUGAAGACGUGCCACAGUUUUCAAGCUCAUUUCUUGCAUAUUCUGUUGUUGUUCUCCUUGUCCUAACUAUUGUCAACAAUGUACUCUUCAAUAUUUUCAUAAGCUCACCACUGGAAGGCAAAGGAACUCAAAGUGUUCCCACAAAAGACCGUUUUCUUGCAGAGUAAUGCUAAAGUUACAGUAGCUGGUUAUGAAUAUUCACUAAGGAGAUAGUGUACAAACGUGUCCUCUCUGAACUCUUUCAAGUUAGCAUUUUCAACCAAAUUUACGAAGAUUGGACUAGACAGCAGUUCGGCAGCUGAAUUGGUGAUCGGACCCUUGCCCAGUCAGAUACAAGCAACAAAUCAGUAUUUGUUGAGAGUUACUCAAAACCGAUGGUUGAUUGGUUUGACCGAUUUGAUCGUCCGUUUUAUUUGAUAAGCCCGUUCUAUCUUUUCCCCAUCUCUCUCUAUUUUUUGGCUUGCUUUUUGACCUUUUAUUAUCCAUUCUUUUUUAAUUGUACAUAAUAUUUUCAUGGGUGUGGUCCGUUUUAUUUGAUAAGCCAGUUCUAUCUUUUCCCCA
Messenger RNA from Amborella trichopoda, 993 nucleotides. Lineage: Eukaryota; Viridiplantae; Streptophyta; Magnoliopsida; Amborellales; Amborellaceae. The record is from RefSeq and is a predicted model, not a curated record.